UUGACAAGUGCCACGAUAAAUAAGUGAUCUUUUCCGCACGGUUAUCUUACAUUUCUACCAAAACUGAUCAAUUUUAGCCUAAGUUUUUGGCUUCAAAUUAUCGAUAAAUGUUUGUAAAUUAUAGUGAUGGCUGCAUCAAGUGAUAGCGACGAGAAGACAAGAAGGGAACUGAUUCAGAAGAGGCAUUACUUUCUGUUGCAUGAGCUACAAAACAUGGCCAAAGAGUUACCUGGAAACUAUCAGCAACGCUUGUCUUACGAUCUGCUCUCAAGCCUGGCCAGUUCUCUUCUGGACAACACAGUGUUUGAGAUAGUAACAGGGCUUCGUGAGGUUCAGGAAAUGGAAGAAAGGUGUCUCUUCAAUCAGCGAGUCAGGAGUGUCAAUGAAGCCAAAGCCGCUAAACAAGAAAUGAAAGUGAAGCACAAGGAGAAGCUACAGACAAAUAUGAGCAAACCACAUUUGAUAGCCUCAAUAGAGAUUCAACAGCAGAAGGAGUUGGAGGCUCUCAUAAAGAAACAAGAGGACGACCUGAAGCGAAAAGAUAUGAAGAUCAUCAUGGAGUUGGAUCAGAAGACGAUGGACCAACAAGUUAUGCUGGAGAAGGCUGGAGUACUGGGGUUCUUCGUAACCAAUGACCCAAAGGAGGUCAGACUCCAAAUGUACCUUUUGGACUUCAUCACAAGGCUGAGUCAUAUGGACCUACCUUCUUGACAGUAGUGUAUUUGGUGAUAGUACAUGUCUAGCUGUCAAAAUGGCAAGAGGAGCACGUGACAUCAGCCGUGUUACAGCCUGCCCCUAAAUGACAGGACUUUCAGUCACUGAACUCUCUUAGGAAAA
This is a messenger RNA of Lineus longissimus, 837 nucleotides long. Its product is annotated as protein DGCR6-like. The record is from RefSeq and is a predicted model, not a curated record. The coding region runs from base 127 to 711 and encodes 194 amino acids. Lineage: Eukaryota; Metazoa; Nemertea; Pilidiophora; Heteronemertea; Lineidae. The transcript has 5 exons.